Molecule: messenger RNA, 1672 nt
Organism: Setaria italica (foxtail millet)
Lineage: Eukaryota; Viridiplantae; Streptophyta; Magnoliopsida; Poales; Poaceae
Product: sirohydrochlorin ferrochelatase, chloroplastic
Exons: 6
Coding region: 803-1441 (212 amino acids)
Molecular function (GO): lyase activity
Source: RefSeq, a predicted model, not a curated record
CUGCUCCUGCUCCUCGUUCCUCUCUCGGAUUGAGGCAUGGUGGUGGCUGGGUUAGGGUUUCCGGUUCGGGGUCGUCGGGGGAGGGCUCCAUGGCCAGCGGGCUUAGAGGGUCUGGCAGCGGCAGUAGGCACGGCGGCGGGGGCGGAUCGAGGGUGGCGAGGUGAGGUGCCGCGGGUGGCGGACGACAACCGGCGGGAAGGGCCGACGGCGGGGGCGAGCGACUUCCUCAGUUAGCGAAUGCUGGGGUGGUGGGCGGUUUGUGGGUGGCGCGGCCGGCGGCGCCAUUGCCGGCGGUGGCAGGGGCAUCCAGUUCAUUGAAUCUGGACUGUGGAUGCCGUCGCCCCAAAUGUUGCAUGUGCAGGCGUUAGUAAACUCCUUGAUUUAUUUUCGUGUCGAAGCUGCGCAUCAUGGCGGGCACGCCUUUCUCCUUCACCUUUUUGUCAUGUGAUGAUUUAUUUUAGCAACAGGAAAAUAGGAAUUAACUUAUUUGUCUUUGAAAUCGAAAGGUUUGGUUCGUUUAGCUCUUGGAUCCUGGUUUGUGUUGAAUUAAUGAAUUUUUAUGGCAUUAAAGACUUUGCUACCUUUUUAUAGGAGGUACCAUCUUCAAUAUUUAAACAUAAUUUAUUAAUCGUUUGUACUCUUAUUUGUGUGAUUUCAAUGAGAAUGUGUGGCAUGGGUACACGCCCCACCUAAAAUUUAGAGUGUGCUCCGCCACUGGCCCCCUGAUUAUACAGUACUAAUGUCUAAUACCAGUUUUCCACCCCCACGGAAUCUGGGUUUUACCUGAACUCGGUCCCCUGCUAUGCACCCGGCUUCAGUCUCCUUGCAGCCCUUUACUGCAACUCCGGCAAGCAUACUUAUCCCUAGGCGUGCAGCUGCGAGGAAUUCCAUUGAUUUCACCGAGCUGCGGAGAGCUGGAAGGUCUAGUGGAAACCUUGUAAUGAGUUCCAUGCCAAAUCCUGCCAGUGGGUCAGAAACGUCCGGAAGGGAGGAUUUCAAUGUUGGGGAUAAGGAUGCAGUGGUCAUUGUCGACCAUGGGUCACGGCGACAAGAAUCCAAUCUCAUGCUAAAUGACUUUGUUGAGAUGUUCAGGACGAGGACUGGUUAUAAGAUCGUUGAGCCUGCUCAUAUGGAGCUGGCUGAGCCUACUAUUAAGGAUGCUUUUGGAAAAUGUGUGCAACAAGGAGCAUCCCGUAUUAUUGUUAGUCCAUAUUUCCUUUCCCCUGGACGGCACUGGAAACAAGAUAUCCCUGCUUUAGCAGCAGAAGCAUCCAAGGAGCACUCAAAUGUACCCUAUAUUGUCACUGCCCCUCUUGGACUGCAUGAGCUUAUGGUGGAUAUCAUGAAUGAUCGCAUCAAGUACUGCCUGCAGCACGUUGGGGGUGAUGUUGAUGAGUGUACAGUAUGCGCUGGAACUGGAAAGUGCCGCCUCUACUCCUGAUGGGAGUACCUGGGAGGCUACUUAUCCAUACUGCAGCUUAGAAUCUGAAUAGCUGUCGCAAUGGCAUCUCAAUGCCACUUGUUUUUUUACCAUUUACCAGGUCUGGGCCAAUACUUUUCUCGUCUGUACGAGGUCUGACGAGUGUAUAUCCUGGUCCGGUGCCCCAACCAAAAGUUACCAUUGCAACUGUGCUUGCUCCGUCCGAUCGCCGCCACUGUGCUCUGAUUUUAA